GAUUUGAUGAUAAAAAAAUAACUGCUGAAAUCCCUGGAAAGUAAACGCACAUAUCAAUAGGUGAGCCGUUGGCACGACGUUUGACAAAGUGCUCAGGUUCAUGAUCUCUUAGCAUAGAAGCACGGGAUGCACUGAACGCCAUUGCAGCGUCCAGAUCGGCGCUUUAAAUUAUGGUGACUCUGGCUAAUGUAUCAGAUCCUCAAACGGACCGGGUUUACACCCUCUCUGUCUCAGAUGCCCUGCUACUGGUCCUCAUCGCCGUUUGUUUGCUCUACCUACUCCCUCGCAAGCUACUCCGGUACUGUAAAGAUGUUAGCAGUGGCACAGAAGUGGGGGGUGCAAGGCUUGGGCCCAAGCGUCAAUAGCUGUGAAGAUCUGCAGCACGCGCAGUUGUUGAGGAUAUUAGAGGAACUGUGGAAGGGGAGGAAGUACGUUCUGCCACGAGAUAGAACUCAUUCAUCAGAGGAUAUAAUUCUCUAUAUAGAGAAUUAUGGAGCAGAUCAAAGAUGUCACCAUGGCAGAGUCUGCAGAACAGUGUCGACGUCGGUCUGUAAUUCUAAAAAAAGACCAAGCUAUGGACCCUGCUCCGUGACAAUCUUUACAGUGCUGCAACCAUGUUGAUUACUUUGUUUUGAGCGCUAGCCAAGCAUGUCUUGGCAAGAGUCAGUCCUGAACUAUGUGAUAGGUAGCCUGAGUGGCACUUAACACCCUCAAUUGAUUGCU
This is a messenger RNA of Coccomyxa subellipsoidea C-169, 723 nucleotides long. RefSeq lists its product as hypothetical. Bases 187 to 621 code for a protein of 144 amino acids. The record is from RefSeq and is a predicted model, not a curated record. NCBI's taxonomy places the organism in Eukaryota, Viridiplantae, Chlorophyta, Trebouxiophyceae, Coccomyxaceae. The transcript is spliced from 3 exons.